This is a messenger RNA of Mitosporidium daphniae, 435 nucleotides long. RefSeq lists its product as uncharacterized. Bases 1 to 435 code for a protein of 144 amino acids. The record is from RefSeq and is a predicted model, not a curated record. Lineage: Eukaryota; Fungi; Microsporidia. The transcript has a single exon.
AUGAAUGUAGACGGUGAUCAACGACGAAUAGAAUCUCUCAAAAAGAAUGUAGUUAAUGAAUCAACAGAUGGCUACAAGUCAAAAGAAAGGGAUCUUUUGAGAUCAAAAUUCAAAGCUAAUCAAAAUGAACACCCUUAUAUUUAUGAUAGGGAAGCAAUAAAUCAAGGACAUCCUUUGAAUGGCUCUUGCUCUCAAGAAGGGUACAUUUUUGUUGAUUGUACGCCGGCUUCAAUCUUUGACAAAAAGAUUUACCGUUCAAUGAUUGAAACAGAUAAUAGAACCUCAAUCAGGCUCGGUGAAUUUAAACAAACGGGAACGUUCAUGUUUAAGGCUGGAAUUCUUAAAGUUCCCAAUGGGCUUCAGGAGUGCACAGAAAACCUUUCCGAAAUAGCGUCUAUUUUAUUGAGCCUAGAUGCUUACAGCUGUGCAAAUUAA